Polyodon spathula (Mississippi paddlefish) is the source of this 2032-nucleotide messenger RNA. RefSeq names its product RUS family member 1 (gene rusf1). The coding region runs from base 384 to 1769 and encodes 461 amino acids. The transcript is spliced from 17 exons. Lineage: Eukaryota; Metazoa; Chordata; Actinopteri; Acipenseriformes; Polyodontidae. The record is from RefSeq and is a predicted model, not a curated record.
AAAAAAAAAAAAAAAAAAAACCCUCAAAAUAAAUACAAAAUCCUCAAGGCGCUUCCUCCGCCGCUUUAACAAUCCCGUUUCCUUUUCGGCUCCGGCCAAUCGCCGGCCGCGAUGCUCGGGAACCCGGCCCGCCUCCUUCCCGCCGCGGCCAAUGGGAGAGAGAGGACGGGAAGGAACGCUUGAAAACGGACCAAUCCAAGGGAUAACCGACACCAUGUGACAACCAAUCGCGUCCUUUCGCUGCGGCCGUCGCGCCAAUCAGCAGCGCCGCUUGGCCGGGUAGGCGGGAGCGAGAUUGCCCGGCCAAUCGCGGUGCAGAGCCGCCGUGCUGACGUGGCUCCGGAAACCAGGCAGAUUUGAGACCGGAUUGUAAACAGCGAAGCAUGAUGGAUAGAGAGAAGGAGGCAGUGCUAGCCACGGAGAGGUAUGGCUCCAGGGAGAGGUGGAGGUACCGGGAGAGAGGAGGAGAGAUGGAGAGAGAGCGAGAGGGAGGAGAGGGAGAGAGAGCGGGCUCUUUCGUCAAGGUCUUUACGAGCGUGUUCCUGCCUCAGGGAUACCCGGAGAGUGUGAGUGAAGAUUACCUUCGAUACCAGAUGUGGGACACACUGCAGGCAUUCUCCAGUAGUCUCACCGGCACCCUCUCCACUCAGGCCACCCUCAGAGGGGUAGGGGUAGGGAGCACUGAGGCCAGCGUCGCCGCAGCAACCGUCACCUGGAUACUGAGAGACGGCACUGGAAUGCUGGGUAGAAUCCUCUUCGCCUGGGUCAAGGGAAGCAAAUUAGACUGUGAUGCAAAGAAAUGGAGGCUCUUUGCAGAUGUUCUCAAUGACGUCGCGAUUUUCAUGGAGAUUGUGGCUCCAGCCUUCCCAGCAUGCUUCACUCUCAUCGUGUGCAGCGCGGGAGUCUUCAAGUCCCUGGUUGGAGUGGCAGGGGGCGCCACGAGAGCCGCUCUGACGGUGCAUCAAGCGAGACGGGACAACAUGGCCGACGUGUCUGCUAAAGAUGGGAGUCAGGAGACUCUGGUCAACCUGGCCGGGCUGCUGGUCAGUCUGCUGCUCAUCCCCCUUGUGACCGACAGCACUGUGUUGACCUUUGCCCUCUACUUCCUGUUCACCUGCCUGCACCUCUAUGCUAAUUACCAAGCGGUGCGUUCCGUCGUCAUGGAAACCCUGAACCAGGCCCGCCUCUCCAUCCUGACCGACCAAUACCUGCGAGAUGGGCGGGUCCUCUCCCUGGCUGCAGCCAAUCACAGAGAGCCAGUACUGCCAGACUUCAGGAGGCGCGUCCAAAUCAGAUUGGGGGUGCGGCUUGGAGACAUUGUGAGCAGGUGGGUACCCCAAAAAGUAGAACCCCUGAGGACAGCCCCCCUGAGUUUCAAUAGCCAUAGUUUUAUAUAUUAUACUGGACUGUGGUUUCUUCCGAGAGAAGUGUGUGUGUGUCUGAGCACUGAAGCUACUCCUCAAGAUGAAAUCCAAGCCUCUUUCCACUCUCACCUCCUCUCCUCCCUGCUGCUGGAUACUGGGAGCAAUGGGAGCAAUGGGCCGCUGACUGGGGAGCAGAGAGACCAGUGGAGGCACACAGUCCGAGCAGCUGGGCAGGGAGAGGGGCUGUGGGCUCUGCUCUCUGAAACACACUGUUUUGUGGACAGAACCUUCCCAGAUUUCCUCACAGCUCUGCAGAAUGCUGGCUGGCAGACUGGUCGCACGUUGCUGGACUGGGAUGAAUGGAGAGUGAACUGGGAACCAGUCCCUCUGAAAAAAAUACUGUGAAGAGGGGGGGGACGGGGACGGUGGCAGUGUGUGUGAUUGUGCAGGGCUGGAAAUCAAACUGCUAUUGCACAGCAGUGUCAUCCAUUCCAGGUUUUACUACCAGCUUGAUCAGCCCCAGUGUGUCUAGGUAACAAGCUCAGGUGUGUGUGUGUUACAGGGUCUACUCGCAAUCCUUCAUUAAAUUUGCCGAAUGAAGGAUUUAUAGACACAUUGAAUACCGUCUGUAUCCUUUACAUUGUUUUUGAGAAUAAAAUAGGAUUGAA